Impatiens glandulifera is the source of this 2195-nucleotide messenger RNA. RefSeq names its product synaptotagmin-5. The transcript is spliced from 13 exons. Gene Ontology annotation, cellular component: endoplasmic reticulum. The record is from RefSeq and is a predicted model, not a curated record. The coding region runs from base 241 to 1944 and encodes 567 amino acids. Lineage: Eukaryota; Viridiplantae; Streptophyta; Magnoliopsida; Ericales; Balsaminaceae. Gene Ontology annotation, molecular function: lipid binding.
UAUAAGAGUCAUUACAAAGGGCUACUCUCGUCAGCGUGUCUUCUUCCUUAGCUCGGUUAUCUAACAAUUGGAUGGAUGGAUCAUCCAAUCUCUUCCACCUGUAAACAAAUUUGAAUUUGAAUUCGAAUUCCUCAUCUGAACGAACUUCAACAUCAAAUCUCUAGUUACUUUCAUCACUUUACAAUCAGAAAACCUUUCAACUUCCAUCCAGAUCGUCAGCUACGAUCUCUGAGAGAACAAAUGUCGUUCGUGUUUGGACUCGUUAUCGGAAUCACAGUUGGCCUCGCUUUAAUCGUCCUCUUUGUUCGUUCUGAAAAUGCUCGAUCUAAACGCCGCACAGUACUUGCGAGAACUGUAGCGGCUUUUGCACGGAUGACUCUAGAAGAUUCUAGAAAGCUUCUCGCACCUGAUUACUAUCCAUCUUGGGUCGUUUUCUCACAGCGACAGAAGCUGAAGUGGCUUAAUCAGCAUUUAACGAAGAUCUGGCCAUACGUUAACGAGGCAGCAUCUGAGCUUAUAAAAGCUAAUGUGGAACCGAUUUUAGAACAGUAUAGACCAAUUGUAUUGUCGUCCUUGAAAUUUUCGAAGCUCACUCUUGGAACUGUAGCGCCACAAUUCACAGGGAUCCAAGUUAUUGAAGAUAAUAGUGGCGGAAUUUCAAUGGAGUUGGAGAUGAAUUGGGAUGGAAAUCCUAAUAUAGUACUUGAUAUUAAGACUAGAGUCGGAGUGGGGCUGCCUAUACAAGUUAAAGAUCUGGGAUUCACUGGUGUGUUCAGACUGAUCUUUAAACCUCUUGUUGACGAGUUCCCCUGUUUUGGUGCUGUGUGUUACUCCUUAAGAGAAAAGAAAAAGCUGGAUUUCAAACUCAAAGUUGUUGGUGGUGAUGUAUCAGCAAUACCUGGUCUAUUUGAUUCUAUUGAGGGAAUGAUCAAGGAUGCAAUUGAAGAUACCAUCACAUGGCCAGUCCGAAAAAUUAUCCCAAUUAUCCCUGGUGAUUAUAGUGAUCUAGAGUUGAAACCUGUUGGAGUUUUGGAGGUGAAACUUGUGCAAGCAAAAGACUUGACAAAUAAGGAUAUUAUAGGGAAGUCUGAUCCUUUCGCAGUGGUAUAUAUCCGUCCCCUGCCUGAUAGAAUGAAGACGAGCAAAAUAAUUAACAACGAAUUGUGUCCAGUCUGGAAUGAGCACUUUGAGUUUAUUGUUGAAGAUGAUACCACACAACACUUGGUAGUAAAAGUUUAUGAUGAUGAAGGACUUCAGGCAGCUGAAUUAAUUGGAUGUGCUCAAAUAAAACUGAAUGAACUGGUUCCUGGUAAAGUGAAGGAUGUGUGGUUGAAAUUAGUCAAAGAUUUGGAGGUUCAGAGAGAUAACAAAAACAGGGGUCAGGUCCAUCUGGAGUUAUUGUACUGCCCUUUCAGCAUGAAGAAUUCCGAAUUCGUCAACCCAUUUGGAUCGAAGUAUUCAAUGACAUCACUAGAGAAAAUUCUUAAAGAUGGUGCAGAAAGGAAUGAAAUCAAUGGAAAUGGAAAGGAGACCGAUCGAAAGAAGGACGUGAUUGUGAGAGGUGUACUUUCUGUUACUGUAAUAUCUGCAGAUGACUUGCCACCUGCUGACCUAAUGGGGAAGGCUGACCCUUAUGUUGUGGUAACCAUGAAGAAAACAGGAUCAAAGAACAAAACCAGGGUUGUGAAUGAUAGUUUGAAUCCGAUAUGGAAUCAAACUUUUGAUUUUGUCGUAGAGGAUGGAUUACAUGAUAUGCUUCUUCUCGAAGUCUGGGAUCAUGACACCUUUGGGAAGGACUACAUGGGGAGAUGCAUUUUAACCUUGACAAGGGUUUUACUGGAAGGUGAAUAUAAAGAGUCAUUUGAGUUAGAAGGAGCGAAAUCAGGAAAGUUAAACUUGAAUCUUAAGUGGGUAUCUCAAUCAAUUUAUCGCGAUUCUUAUUAGAGGCUGUUGCUGGAUUUCAUCUGUACAACAACAAACUUUGAAAUUAUAUUUUGCCUUUUUUUGUCAAACAAGGCCGCUACUAUUUUACAUCUAUAUAAUGUUGUUGUGUAUUCAUUCUAGUGUGUACAUACCAUAUUUAGCCUAAACUUAGAACAACUGUUAUUCUCACAAAUGGCCAAUAAGGGGCUUUGAUGAAACCAAUAUUCCAAGUGAAAUUUCAGUUUUUUCCCAGAGAGGUUUAUUAUUUUUAU